Messenger RNA from Lathyrus sativus (Indian pea), 564 nucleotides. Lineage: Eukaryota; Viridiplantae; Streptophyta; Magnoliopsida; Fabales; Fabaceae. The record is from the annotation of a GenBank genome assembly.
AUGGAGACUGAACACAGUUCGAUGAUGGUCACGCGCGGCGCGUUAACGUACGCCGCGGAAGUGCUUGUGACUUUGUUAGCUUCCGCUGUCGUGAAAGCCACGCUUUUGGCUCCGGAACUCUAUGAGCUAAUGCUAACCAACAUGCCUCCAACAAAAGGAGAGAGUAAAACCCCAAGUCAAGACAAGCAACUCGACGCCGAAGGAGAAGAUGGCAAUGACGAUGAAGACGAAGAAGAUGACGAUGGAAAUGGUGCAUUUGGAGAAGGAGAAGAUGAACUGUCUUCUGAAGAUGGUGGAGCAUAUGGCAACAAUUCCAACAAUAAGAGCAACUCAAAGAAGGCACCUGAAGGUGGUGCUGGUGGGGCAGAUGAAAAUGGUGAAGAGGAAGAUGAUGAAGACGGCGAUGACCCAGAUGAAGACGAUGAUGAGGACGAGGACGACGAUGAUGAGGAAGAGGGUGGAGAAGAGGACGAAGAGGAAGGUGUUGACGAGGAAGAGAAUGAAGAGGACGAGGAGGAGGAGGACGAGGAAGCUUUGCAGCCACCGAAGAAAAGGAAGAAGUGA